UUCCUUUUGUAUUGUCCCACAACCACCAGCUUUCAAUUUUGUGCAAGCUCUCCGCAUAUUUUUCAUCUGGGCAUCUCUUUCUUUUCAUCUCCACCAUUUUUUUUAAUGUUGUUUUAUCGAACUCAUCAUCUCCACAAAAUCCCAAGGUCGCUUCUGUAGUCCGUUUCGCCAGGGUUCAGCUCUGAAUUGCCGAUGGGACAGUGCUGGACUAAGCUGCAGCCUGGCAAGCAUUCGUGUUUAUGGCCUUCGUGCAAACGAGGUACCAAAGAUGAGACCGUGCCUCGUGAUCUGACAGGUGGCAACGUCCGCCUAAUAAACACGAUGGAGAAGUGGGAGAAAGAGACAUCAGAAGCUUAUAAGGAUGGCAAAAUUGUGGUGGUGAAUUUCAGUGCAUCUUGGUGCAGUCCUUGUAGACAGAUAACAACGGCUUAUAGCGAACUUGCUGAUAAAUAUCCCGCCAUGUUGUUUUUAACCGUUGAUGUCGACGACUUAGCUGAAUUCAGUAAUUCAUGGGAUAUAAAAGCAACACCAACAUUCUAUUUCCUGAGAGAGGGAAGACAAUUGGACAAACUUGUAGGUGCUAACAAGUUGGAGCUUCAUAAGAAAACUAUGGCUAUUUCUGAGUCAAACAAUUGACUUUGACUUUGUCUUUUUUUUUUUAGGAAUUAAAAAAAAAAGAAAAAGAAAAAAAAGGGACAUAUUAUAUAGCAUGUUUCCAUUUGUUUUUGUUGUAUGAUUUUUCAUUUUCUUGGUUUAUAACUACUUUUACACCACCAUACAAUUGCUAAGGCAAGUUUCUUGUUUGUAUAAUUAGUACAAGAAAAUGGGAAAUUUGAACAGUUUUUGCAAAUAUUUUACAAAAAGAAAAAAAAAAAGAUUCGAAAUAU
This is a messenger RNA of Erythranthe guttata (spotted monkey flower), 887 nucleotides long. It is a transcript of the gene CXXS2, whose product is annotated as thioredoxin family protein CXXS2. The record is from RefSeq and is a predicted model, not a curated record. Lineage: Eukaryota; Viridiplantae; Streptophyta; Magnoliopsida; Lamiales; Phrymaceae.